GCAUCCUUCCCCGGACUCCUCUAUGGCCACGGAUAGCGUGUUUCUCGGCUGGCACGCAGUCGGUUAAAUUCCGCCGUGACAGUAGCUGGAUCACAGGUUGUUAGCUAGAAACGAGAUUCCUCUCACCAUUAUUAUGGCUGAUAUUUGUGUUAAAUAAUGCAGAGGUUUUGACGGGUGUCAGCCUGAGCUUUCAUGCGAUCCACUGAUCCCCUCCCUGAUACCUGAUACAUUACAGCGGACAAGAGACAAUAAUUUCUUAAUCAAUCUGCUGGUAAAACACAGGAAUAAAUGGCAACCAGUGCCAAGAGGCCAUCCCUGCAGGGUCCAGUGCCCCCUCCUCGCAAGAAGACAGCUCCCAAGCCAGAGCUGGCUGAGGAGCAAAAGCAGGAGAUAAGGGAGGCCUUCGAGCUCUUUGACACCGAUGGCUCCGGACACAUUGAUGUGAAGGAGCUCAAGGUUGCAAUGAGAGCGCUGGGGUUCGAACCAAAGAAGGAGGAGAUCAAGAAGAUGAUUGCAGAAGUGGAUAAGGAUGGGACAGGGAAGAUCUUUUUUGCUGACUUUCUGGCAAUCAUGACUCAGAAAAUGGCAGAAAAAGACUCCAAAGAGGAGAUCCUUAAAGCUUUCCGGCUAUUUGAUGAUGACGAAACCGGCAAGAUCUCUUUCAAGAACCUGAAGAGAGUGGCCAAAGAGCUCGGAGAAAACCUGACGGAUGAGGAGCUGCAGGAAAUGAUAGAUGAAGCGGACAGGGAUGGGGAUGGAGAAGUGAACGAGCAGGAGUUCCUGCGCAUUAUGAAGAAAACCUGCCUGUACUGAAGGCAGAGCACGAUGUCAAGAGUUCAGUGAGGCCCGGACAGUGCUUUGUGUGUAAUGCUGCUCCCACACUCAUGUAGAAAACUGUCAGUUGUUGUGUUGUGCCAUAAAUUUCACCUAAAACGUAUCAAACCACAUAAAGGUCAUAUAUUACAAUGGAAUAAAAAUGUAUGGGACUUGAAGACUACUGGUGAAAAGCCAAAUGCCAUUCUAUUUAAUAUAGUAAUUUAAAACUAAACAUGCUGCAGAUUUCUAUAAGGAUUAUAGAUUCAUAUUGAUGCCAAAAUUCAGUUGUAAUCAUUAGUAAAUCUCAGUGCCUGCUAAAACAGUGAGAACCACUACAUUCUAGUGCUUUAUUUGCUAGAAGAGUUUGUGCAACAAGUUCUACCGGGCUCCUUAUUUCUGUCCUUUUAUGUCAAUCUUAAUGAAAUUUGUACCAACCUUGGAUAAACAGGGAGUGCCGUCUCAUUCCUGCGGUCCCUGUGGAUUUGUGCCUGCGCCUGCUAAAGGUGCCACCAUCACAAUCAGGGAAAAUGCUCAACAGAUCCACACACCUUCCUCACUGAUCCUACCAUCUCCAAAGCUUUGAAUAUUGUAUGUUUCCUAUAUAUUUAUGUUCCUGCUGUGCACAAGUGCUUUGUAUAUUGUGAUUAUUGAAAGCAUAAACAAGUAGCAGAGUAGUAUUUAAAGAACAGAUUAAAUAUGAUGAAGCAGUU
This is a messenger RNA of Girardinichthys multiradiatus, 1526 nucleotides long. RefSeq names its product centrin, EF-hand protein, 2 (gene cetn2). Gene Ontology annotation, molecular function: calcium ion binding. NCBI's taxonomy places the organism in Eukaryota, Metazoa, Chordata, Actinopteri, Cyprinodontiformes, Goodeidae. Gene Ontology annotation, cellular component: centriole; centrosome. The transcript is spliced from 5 exons. The record is from RefSeq and is a predicted model, not a curated record. Gene Ontology annotation, biological process: mitotic cell cycle; nucleotide-excision repair; centriole replication. Bases 289 to 813 code for a protein of 174 amino acids.